AUGGUCACGAAAAGCUAUCCACAGCAAGUCGAUGUUCCCGAUCGCUACGGCCAACCGUGGCCGGGCGCCUGUGCUCCAAUGCAGCCAGGAUGUCAUCCUACACUACAGUGGCCAUUUAAGAAGGCAGCCACCUCAUACAGCCACCUCAUACCUCACAGCAACAAAGACCGGGUGCUUGAUCCAGGUUAUACUUCUCGAGGGCACUGCGCGAAACCGCCUUUUGGCUAUCCACUUCGAGCACAACCAGCGCAACCUCCUCGGCUUGACAUGGCUGAUGCAGCCACUCCGCUAUGCAUCAAGGUAGGUGUUAUUGAUGGUGCGUCCGCGCUUCUCCGACCUGUUCGACAUUACCUGGCAUCCAGCGAAACACCGCUGUUGCGUGAGAGUGAAAAUGAUGGCAAUUGCGAAGCAGGGUCGCAAGGCACCGGAACCAUGCCUUCAGAAAGCAUAGACAUUGCGGACAAAGGAGCUAAUGAAAAUGAGGAACCAAGAGACAUAUUAGAAGAAGAUAAAACAAAGCAGGCGUAUCAGCUCGUUGAGGGGAGAAUUUCCCAUCUUUCGGAGUUGAUGCGAUGCUGUCGUAGAGAAGGACAGUACGAAGUGUUGGAAGAGUGUGCAAAUGCGCUUCAGAAAAUCAUCAAUCUUGUGCCUUCGAACAUUGGUUUUUUUUCAAGACGGCAAGAAAUGCAGACCACGGGAUUGGGCCCAGACCCAAGCCCAUACAAUUCGAAACCAGAACAGCAAUACUGCGAAAUCAAAGAAACAUUUUCGCUUGAUUGGACUUUGCCGAAUUAA
Messenger RNA from Cylicocyclus nassatus, 795 nucleotides. The record is from the annotation of a GenBank genome assembly. NCBI's taxonomy places the organism in Eukaryota, Metazoa, Nematoda, Chromadorea, Rhabditida, Strongylidae.